AUGGUAAGUAAGUCUGGCACUGAUGUGUUUUACGUUACUUGUAAGGAUGAAAAUUGUAAAUGGAGAUUAAGGGGGAAUAAGAAGGCACUUUGUGACAUGUUUGAGGUUAUUGUGUUUCACAACGAACACACAUGUAACUUGGAUUCUAGACAUUCUGAUCACCGGCAAACAGCACCGUGGGUCAUUGGUCACAUUAUUAAGAACAAGUACACAUCAGAUGGAUCUAACUACAAGGCAAAAGACAUACAGAGGGAUAUGUUUGAUGAAUAUGGCAUCAAGAUGAGUUAUGAGAAAGCUUGGAGAUGUAGAGAGAAGGCAGUUAUGUACAAGAGGGGUACUCCAGCAGAAUCUUAUACGAAAUUAUAUGGUUACUUCUACAUGCUAGAACAGAAGAAUCCAAGCACUAUUACUGACAUUGUCAGCGAGGAUAACCGGUUCAAUAUCGACGGAACAUUCUUGAAGACGAAGUAUGGAGGAACACUGUUAGUUGCUGUUGCGUACGAUGCAAACAACCAAUUGUUUCCGGUAGCCUUUGCAAUUGUUGACAGUGAGAAUCAUGACUCUUGGAAGUAUUUCUUGCGGAAGUUGAAGGAAGCCAUUGGUGAGGUUGAAAAUCUUAUGUUCAUAUCGGAUAGGCAUCAAAGCAUUGAACAUGCUGUUGAUGUUGUUUUCCCAGAAGCAUGCCACUGUGCAUGCUUCAAGCAUAUUACUAUGAAUGUCGUUCACAAGUUUAAGACUGAUGUAUGCAACCAGCAAAUAUGGCUUGCAGCUUACGCAUGGAACAAGACGGAAUGUGAUAGGCAUUUUGAGGUGCUGAAACAGAUGGACCCUGCCAUUGCUACAUACGUCGAGCAAAUAGGGUUUGAAAAGUGGGCUCGUCUUUAUUGUCCAGGCGAUCGGUACAACAUAAUGACAAGCAACGCUGCCGAAAGCUUCAACAAGGUGACAAAAGAAUUCAGAAAAUAUCCAGUAACUAUUUUGGUUGACUUCAUCAGGUUCACACUUCAAAAUUGGUUUGCUUCUCGUCUCGAAAAGGCUAGUAAGUGCGCUACUCCUUUGGCUACUACUUUUGAAAAUGAUUUAAAGGAUCAACAUAAAGAUGGUAUGUUCAGGAGUGUCCUUCGUAAUGGUGCCCAAUUGUUCAACGUUGGUACGAGUCCUCAAGGUGAGAGAGGUGGUGAUGUGAACUUAGUGGAGAGAACAUGCACUUGCGGACUUUUCCAAACGCUCAAAAUCCCUUGUCCCCAUGCAUGUGCCGCAGCAGUUAGUCAGAAUGUGAGCGUGUACACACUUUGCUCUCCAUAUUACACUAAAGAAACGUGGAAGAAGAUCUACGAUGCCACAAUUAAUAUUGUUGGCGAGGAGGAUGAGUGGGUACUACCAGAACAUAUCAAGAACAUAAGAAUUGGGGUACCAGUGGAGAAAAAACCAGUAGGUCGGCCUAGGAAGAGCAAUGCAGGUAGAAGACCGACGAAGCGUCGACCGUCUAGUGGUCAGGUGGUAGUGGAACCUCGUCAUUGUUCGCUAUGUCACGGUUCAGGGCACAACAGAGCUACAUGCAAAGCUCGAGUUUGA
Cannabis sativa is the source of this 1575-nucleotide messenger RNA. RefSeq lists its product as uncharacterized. The transcript is spliced from 2 exons. Lineage: Eukaryota; Viridiplantae; Streptophyta; Magnoliopsida; Rosales; Cannabaceae. Gene Ontology annotation, molecular function: zinc ion binding. The record is from RefSeq and is a predicted model, not a curated record. The coding region runs from base 1 to 1575 and encodes 524 amino acids.